CACUGCUUUGUCGCAAGAUUUCGGAGUUGAAGACAUUGAAAAUUUAUUCAAAGCUUGUUGAGUUUGCUAUCGUUUUUUCUGUUCUAAACGUAAAAUACGAUUUCGUAAACAAAAGCAUAAAGAGAAAAGUCAAAGAUUUGUGAUACGCACAGUGAUUUUAUUAUGAACCGUCGUAGAGGACAUGAUGAUGAAGAAGGAUAUGAACGCCUCCAUCGGAAAAGGCGUCGUGUAUCUGAAAACCAAGAAAUCGAGGAUCGCUUAGAGUCCUUAAUUUUAAGAGUUGGCGAAAAAAGUAGUUCCAGUUUGGAGAGUAACCUAGAAGGAUUAGCAAGUGUACUGGAAGCCGAUUUGAGUACCUUUAGAGUUAAAAUACUACGGAUACUAACGGAUUGUGCUAUCCGCAUGCCCGAGAAAUGUACAAUCUAUGCAACUCUUGUUGGUUUGUUGAAUGCAAAGAAUUAUAACUUUGGUGGAGAAUUUGUUGAUUACAUAGUAAAAACCUUUAAAGAAAAUCUUAAAGUCGGGAAAUGGAAUGCUGCUAGGUAUUGUCUAAGGUUCAUUGCGGACUUGGUGAACUGUCACGUAUUGGCUGCUUCAUCAUUGCUGACUUUAUUAGAGACAUUAGUAGAUUCUGCUAAUGAAGAUGGAGUACCUCACGUCAGAAGGGAUUGGUUUGUAUUUGCGGUGCUGUCAGCAUUACCUUGGGUUGGUCGGGAGUUGUAUGAAAAGAAGGAAUCUCAAUUAGAUCACUUACUUGUGACUAUAGAGGUUUUCUUGAAUAAACGGAGUAAGAAACAUUGGCCAGCCUUAAAGGUGUGGUCGGCUGAUUCACCUCAUUUACAAGAAGAAUAUUUGGAUUGCCUCUGGUCUCAGAUAAAGAAGUUGAAACAAGACAAUUGGUCAGAGAAACAUAUUCCAAGGCCAUAUCUUGCCUUUGACUCUAUUCUUUGUGAAGCUUUACAACACACACUUCCUGCCAUUCAGCCACCACCCCAUAAUGACACUGAUACUUAUCCAAUGCCUCGGGUUAUAUUCCGUAUGUUUGACUACACAGACUGUCCAGACGGACCAGUUUUGCCUGGAGUGCACUCUAUAGAGAGAUUCUUGAUAGAAGAACAUUUGCACAAUAUUAUUGAGACAUAUCAUUUAGAACGUAAAGAAUGUGCUGCUCAACUCCUCUGCUUUCCUUACAAAGCCAAAAUUCCUCUGGAAUAUUGCAUAGUUGAGGUGAUAUUUGCUGAAUUAUUUAAUUUGCCAAAACCAAGGUAUUUGGAGAUAUGUUAUGGUUCAAUAUUAAUUGAACUUUGCAAGCUUCAGCCAUCAACAAUGCCACAGGUUCUAGCUCAAGCUACUGAAAUUUUGUUCAUGAGGAUUGACACCAUGAAUGUUGCUUGCUUUGACAGGUUUGCGAACUGGUUUGCCUACCAUUUGAGCAACUUCCAGUACAGAUGGUCAUGGGAAGAUUGGGAGGCGUGUCUCCAAUUAGAUCCUGAACAUCCAAAACCCAGGUUUAUCAGAGAGGUCCUCGGAAAAUGUCUAAGGCUAUCUUACCACCAAAGAAUCAAAGACAUGGUCCCAGAGUCGUUUGCAUCAUUUGUGCCACCCAAGCCUGAACCAAUCUACAAGUAUUCCAUGGAAGGUGCAGCUGCUCUACCCGGCACCGAAGCCGCCCAUCAGCUCGUUGUAUUCGUGCGUAACAAGUGCACACCCGAAGAAGCCUUGAACGUUCUCCGCGACCUACCGAACCCCCUCAAGGAGGGCGAACAAACGGCCAACCAGCCGACCGCGUACAACCCCCUGAAAAUCGACGUCUUCGUGCAGACCCUGCUGAAUCUCGGCAGCAAGAGCAUUUCGCACAGUUUCGCUGCGAUCUCGAAGUUUCAUUACGUUUUUAAGAUCUUAGCCGAGUCUGAGGAGGCGCAGAUAUGCAUCCUCCGCAACGUGUGGGAGCUGUGGCAGCGACACCCGCAGAUGGUCUGCGUGCUCAUCGACAAGAUGCUCAAGACUCAGAUCGUCGAGUGCAGCGCCGUCGCCACGUGGCUCUUCUCGAAGGAGAUGGCGCCCUACUUCACGCACGGCUGCCUCUGGGAGAUGCUGCAUCUGACCAUCGACAAAAUGAACAAGCACGUGUCGAAGCUCAGUGCAGAACUCCAGGAAGCCCGCGAAGCAUUAGCGAGAGCGGACUCGAGCAGUUCGGAUUCUGAAGAUGAGAACAGUAAGAAGAAGAAAGACCAGGACAAGCCUACUGAAGAGGCGGUCGAGCGUAUGGAGGAGCGCCUGGAAGCUGCACAUAUGGACCAGAAGCGGCUCUUCCUGAUCGUGUUCCAGCGGUUCAUCAUGAUCCUCUCGGAGCAUCUCGUCCGCUGUGAUACAGACGCACGGGACCCUCACACGCACUGGUACCGCGCCACGCUGCACCGCCUCACGCAGGUCUUCCUCAUCCACCACGAGCAAGUCCAGAAGUACAGCAGCACGCUGGAGACGCUGCUGUUCACGCAGGACCUGGACCCUCACAUACUGGACGUGUUCCACCAGUUCGUGGCGCUGACCGCGUGAGCGUCGCCGCGAGACGAACAACACACAACGUUAAAGACUGCUCCAUAGAGACGACAUUCGCUGGUUGAUUAUUAAGUUAAGGGAUUCUCGUAAUAUAAUAAUAAUAAUAUAAUUAUUUGUGCAGGACUUUUAUAUAUCAUCAUGAUACAUUAUAAUUACAUAUUUAGGUGGGAUGUCAUCUGUCAAAUCUGUUAGCUUUUUGUUCGCAUAAUGAUUAAAGUCAAUUUGAAUAUAUUAUUUUCUUAUGAUCUUAAUUUGUUAAUGUUGUCGUGGAAGUGUUGUCAUGUUUUUUUUUAUUGCCUUUUUAGGCAGACGAGCGUAAGGCCCACCUGAUGGUAAGUGGUUACCGUCGCCCAUGGACUUCAGCAAUGCCAGGAGUAGAGCCAAGCCGCUGCCUACUGCAAUAUAUGUAAUAUGUAGUAGGCUUUGAAGACGGGAUGCGUUAAAAAUACGUUCGUGUUCAUUUAAAAACAAAUCGCCAGAAAGUUUUGAUGUGAAAAUUGGUUAGCCAUUUUCUUUUUGGUGUCGAAUCUAACUAUAGAUUAAAUGUUUCGAAAAAUGUUCGUUAAUAAAUUCAAUAUGUAUUAGAAUUUUAACUUACUGAGAUGUGUUGUGUUGUGUACGGGACAGUGCUCAUGUUAAUCAUAGUGCUCUCCAGUUCGCCUUGUGUCCAUAAGAUGGCGCACUCGCAGGAGGGGAGCUCCACUAUGACUCGUUUUUGUUUUUUUAUUUUUUUUAUUGCCUAUACAGAUGGACGACUCACAGCCCACUUGCUGUUAAGUGGUUACUGGAACCCAUAGUCAUAUACGCCUUGAGAAUUGAGUUCUAACGUCUCAGUAUAGUUACAACGGCUGUACAUAACUUUCAUUGUUGAUGAGGGCAUUCACGCUGUGAUAUAUAUGGGCUCCGAUAACCACUUAACACCAAAAACUUAACAAGGGUUUGGUGAUAAGUCUUCUAAAACUUUACUAAGUCUAAGUCUAGGGGUUUUUUUAUUGCCUAGUUGCUUAGAUAUAGAGCUAACGGCCCGCCUGGUGGACACCCCACAUCGACAAUGUGAAUGCCGCCACCCACCCUUGGCAUGAGUUCUAAUUCUGAAUACAACGGCUGCCGUGCCCUUCAAACCAAAACGCAUUACUGCUUCACGGCAGAAAUAGGCGGGGUGGUGGUACCUACCCGCGCGGACUCACCAGAGGUCCUACCACCAGUUAUUACCGUACCCUGGCUCGGACGGUGGGUACCUGUAUCCCCAGCGCGGCACAGGUUAGGGGUUGAUCCAGAGUGCGGAGUGACUUGUAGCCUUAACAUCACGCCGCGGCUACCGCAUCAGCUUCGCUAACAAUUUCUUGGGAAAAAGACAUCCCACAGUCUCUUGAUUUAAAAAAAAAACGGCAGUACUGUGGAAAUGGUUUCUCAUAGAAUAAAGUAAACAGAAUGUUGUUGGGUGAACUAUAAAAAUAUAUAUCUAUAUGUUAAUACGUGAAUUGCGCGGACGGAGGAUUAUGGAAUUUCUCACACUUAUAGAGAACACAGAGAAGAAA
Messenger RNA from Bombyx mandarina (wild silkworm), 4097 nucleotides. RefSeq names its product nuclear cap-binding protein subunit 1 (gene Cbp80). Lineage: Eukaryota; Metazoa; Arthropoda; Insecta; Lepidoptera; Bombycidae. Gene Ontology annotation, molecular function: RNA cap binding; mRNA binding; protein binding. Gene Ontology annotation, cellular component: nuclear cap binding complex; nucleus. The record is from RefSeq and is a predicted model, not a curated record. Gene Ontology annotation, biological process: nuclear-transcribed mRNA catabolic process, nonsense-mediated decay; mRNA export from nucleus.